AUGAGUCAAUUCAUUAAAAUUACCGAUCAAUACACCUAUUUGUUCAGUCUUUGUAUAUGCAAUAAGGUACUGAUUUAUUGCUUAGGCAUUGGUCAACUUAUUGUUGCUGCGUUUUCGCUUGCCCAACAUUUUGUUUCUGUCAUACAAUUUGGUAAGAUAUUCAAAUGCUCAUUUAAUGGAUCCACAAAUGGCAGCAAUGAUGCAGGCAAGAAAUUCCUCAGUCAUGAUAUGAUUAUCUUCGAUUUCGGUUUAUUCCAUGAGCUUAUUAAAGUUGAAGAAUGUGUAGCAAAUUAUUUGGACGGUGGAUAUAUGCGCUGCUUAUGGUGUAUUGGACAAAUGGUGGCGCUAAGUGCAGCAUUGUUCAGUAUGUUGUUUAUACCUAAAGCGCAUCCCAUUUACCUUUGGCCACUUCUUAUCGUCCAAAAUGCUUAUUGCUUCGGUUUGGUAAUUUUAACAAUAGCAACAUCAGAUAAACUUUUAACAAGCCUUUUGCAUCCUGCUAAUGGUCAUUUGAUAUUACUUAUUGUUAUCUUUUUCAUUGGUACUUCAGCGAAUUACUUAUUCGAUUAUAUUUUAUGGCAUUAUUAUUGGUAUCAGGAAACGGAAUAUAUUAAACGGACAGGUUCACCUGUGGUACCUUUUUGGGUGUAA
Brugia malayi is the source of this 651-nucleotide messenger RNA. RefSeq lists its product as uncharacterized. Bases 1 to 651 code for a protein of 216 amino acids. Lineage: Eukaryota; Metazoa; Nematoda; Chromadorea; Rhabditida; Onchocercidae. The record is from RefSeq and is a predicted model, not a curated record. The transcript has 5 exons.